AUGGCUAUCUCAGAGUCGCUCUUGGAGUUUGAGGAGUCCCUCUCGCUUGUGUCUCCUUCAAAGCAGCUCUUGCUCGACCACUUGGACCAUGUUGCCGAGGUGAAUAGAUUUACAGAUGGUGUGCCCUUCCACGAAGACUUUACUGAGGAUUCGAUCGAUGCCAUAUUUGAAAAUCACCUGUACUGGCUCGAUGAUUUAACGUGUUGCGAUGUGUGUGGCAACCCGUUACUGGAAAUGACCUCAAGUUGUUGUGCCAAAUUUAUACAGACUCACCGUCGAGGUUGGGGUUCAGAUACGGAGAAGAGCUACUGGCUAGCUUUCUUGAGUAACCCCUACAAGACCAUGAUCAUGUUGCCCAAUUAUACUCUCAUGAUCUUCUUGCAAAAAGGUAUACCCUUUCAGCUUCGUCCUUUGAUUUGGCAAAAGCUUUUUCUGUUGAAUCAAGAAAAUCAUACCCAUAUUCCCGACCUGUCAGCCUCCUUGUAUCGCAACUUUCAACACUCGUACAAUAUCGACAUUGCGAGACAGAUUAACAAGGAUUUGACAAGAACAUUUCCCAGAGUCAAUUUUUUAACUAGAGAUGACACAAUCAAAUCGUUGCAAACCAUCCUCAAUGUCUAUGCCAACUAUGAUCUUGAGCUUGGUUACUGCCAGGGCUUGCUUUUUUUGGUGGGCACCCUCUACAGUCAAUUGAGAGACGAGGAGCUCACAUUUCAUUCGUUGUGUAAAGUGAUGGAUGCUGAGCCUGAAUUGAGACUGAUAUUCAUGCCUAUGUCAAUGUCAUCGACCUUGGAGAAGUGGUAUAGCGAGUUUAUUGCUAUUCUCGGCGAAAUCGAUUUUGAAUUAUCGGCUCAUUUGACUAGCUUCUGUGAUUGCAAAGUAUUCCUUUACCAAUGGUGGCUCUCGUUUUCUUUGAUACAUGCCCCUGAUUUUUCAAUAAACACUAAGGUGAUUGACUUCUGUCUCAUUGAAGGCUGGAAAAUUGGAUCCUUCAAAAUCUCCAUCGGGUUGCUCCUCCGCAACAAGCCCAUCCUCAUGAGCUUCAAUGAUGGUGAUGAGGAGGUUGUUUACCAGCACCUUUUAAAUGGCUCCAAGUGGGGCACCGUUGUCAAUGGCCUACCUUCGUUCUUUGGUGAUUUGUUAUUGUCUUGGGAUAGCAAACUCUUUGCUAACUUUGAGCAAUAUUCUAAAACAAUAUCACCUACUAAGUCGAAGUCAAAAGAAAGGAAGUCUCACCGAAGGAAUCUCUCAGUUCUCGAGAGGCUCAAAUGCUUCUCCAUUAGCACAUCUCAAGAGCUAUCUCCACUUUCGACAUCACUGCAAGAAUCACUCAGCACGAAACACAGCGCGGAUCUGUCUUACGACAGGCUAAAUAUCACGACCAACUCAGCGCUGUCGGUAUUUUCGGGGUCGCUGAAGAAUGAUGCUGAAUCGGUCUAUUCGGAACUCAGCUCGUGCUCCUCGGAACAAAAAUCUUCCUUGGACCUUAUAAAGAGCUUCACGCAUAAGAGAGCAAACAGCGAUGCUGCUGCGGUGGUUCCUGAUGGCAAAGUUGUAGACGAUCUCGUUAUGGAGAAUCAGAUGUUGAGGUUUUAUUUGAAAAAAGCAUUCGGGGAAUUGAAUGAUGGCAGUCUUAAAAAUGAAAUCAAGGAAGCAAUGGAUUGGGAGUAA
This is a messenger RNA of Candidozyma auris, 1671 nucleotides long. RefSeq names its product TBC domain-containing protein. The transcript has a single exon. Gene Ontology annotation, biological process: activation of GTPase activity. The record is from RefSeq and is a predicted model, not a curated record. NCBI's taxonomy places the organism in Eukaryota, Fungi, Ascomycota, Pichiomycetes, Serinales, Metschnikowiaceae. Gene Ontology annotation, molecular function: GTPase activator activity. Bases 1 to 1671 code for a protein of 556 amino acids.